Molecule: messenger RNA, 945 nt
Organism: Rhodamnia argentea
Lineage: Eukaryota; Viridiplantae; Streptophyta; Magnoliopsida; Myrtales; Myrtaceae
Exons: 4
Coding region: 257-628 (123 amino acids)
Cellular component (GO): chloroplast envelope
Source: RefSeq, a predicted model, not a curated record
UGGUGGCGAACAAAUCUUCUUUUGGAUAAACCUCAAUCUCUCUGUUCAUCACAAAGUCGCACCGCCUCUCUUCGGGCUCUCAGCCACCACCUUACAACCUUCCGCUCUCUCGCAGCCACCACCCACACAUCGCCGCCGCCUCCGCCGCCUCCGCCGCCUUCUUCUUCUUCAGCAUAUCGCUGACCUCUCAAGACCACCAUCGUAGUCGCUUCACAAACCUCAUCACACAAGUCCGCGCCCACACCCAUAUACGAAGAUGUCCAGGAAAGGAGCUCCACUCCAGAAGGACGUGCCCUGGAGGGCGUCCUCGGGCAGGCCCAUCCCCAAGAUCCACCACAACCCUGUCCUCCGCGUCUCGCACACGCCUUACUCCGAUUACGCUGUCUCCGUCAUGAAGCAUCCUGAUCCGAUCGGGAGUGGGUUGGGGAUUGGAGCGGUGGUGGAAGCUGCGGGACCGGAUUGUAUCGUGCCUGGUCAAAUUCCGCCUGUUAAAUUACUCGGUGUCAAGGUCUGGCCAAUUAACGUUGACCUGAAGUUUAUGGAACCUGUUGAAAGGGAACUGAAAUUGCUUGGGAAGUUCAUGGAUUCGGCUGUUAACCUCAUGAACAAGUCGUUCAUAGAUCGUUAAGUGCUUCAGACUCUUAUUUAGUUUAGAAACAAGCAUGUGAUUGCGAAUUAACGCUUUUCUUGUUGUGACAGAAUCGUAGAGAGUGGACUAUGAAGAGGAUUUUGCUUUUGCUCGUACUUGUGAACGGACCAUUUUGAUUGACACCUGAGCCGGUCACUUGAGUAGGUAUCUUGGUCGUGGAAAUAAUGUAUUACAUAGUGUUGGCUUUACAGUUGCACAUUUGUAGGUCAUAGUCAAUUGUAGGCUCGAUCUUUCUCCAAUUAAACCGGAGUUGUCUCCAAGAUACGAGUGCGUAAUAGAUAUAGCGUUGUCAAGUA